This is a messenger RNA of Scheffersomyces stipitis CBS 6054, 1392 nucleotides long. RefSeq names its product DUF3112 domain-containing protein. Bases 1 to 1392 code for a protein of 463 amino acids. The transcript has 2 exons. Lineage: Eukaryota; Fungi; Ascomycota; Pichiomycetes; Serinales; Debaryomycetaceae. The record is from RefSeq and is a predicted model, not a curated record.
AUGUUUGAUCCUUCGGACCAAGGCACACCUUACACUGCCAUCAAAGGUGUUAUGCAUCUCAUAUAUGCCAUUCAAAAUAGUCCAGACCCUGGGACUGGGAUUAUUCCAUUGGUAGAGUACGCUAAAAACCUCCUUGGACCCAAAAUUCCUGAUUCUAUUAUCUACUGGAAUCUCGGAAACCAGAACGGGUUGUUUGGAGGUUAUCCGAGUAGAUGGGACAUCGCUCCAAGUAUUGCAUUUGCUGUGAUAUUCUUUAUAUUGGCAGUUAUGCAUCUAGUUAUAUUUGGCAUAAACUUUUCUAGGGGCCACUAUUUCUGGAUAACAUUCAUUUGGGGUCUCAACGCUUGUAUGAAAGUAAUGGGCUUUUCUAUGAGAGCCUAUUGGUCCUACGACAUCACCAGGGUCAAGCUAGGUUUGGCCAGUGAAGUUUUCUGUAUCAUUCCUUUUGUCAUUAUGGUGUCCUUCAACUUGAUCUUGGCUCAGAGACUCUUCACAUGGAGACAUCCUGUCGGUGGUAGUCGUUGGCUCUUCUGGAAUUUUAUGUUCGCGUUGUAUGGUUUCGUGUGUAUUCUUCUCGUGGUCACAAUUAUCGCUUCUUUCUUCCCAUAUUUGUACUUCUUGUCUUAUCGUGCUUACUUUCAGUACCAACAAGUGGUCAUGGCAACGUGUAUUUUGAUUAUUGCCUACAGUUUGACAUCUAUUGCUUUGAUUGCUUUAUCCUACUGGGCACCAACCAAGAAGGAUGAAAACUUAUACACCUAUCAACCAUGGUGGAUUGAAAGCUUCCAUCCAUUUUACUUUGUCCAGCCUUUCGCUGCCCAAAAGGCAGAGGAAACGUUUAUGAAAAGAAACCACAAUCAUCGUCACGCUGUCAGAGUUAUUGCUUCUACCCAUCAUCAUUAUAAUGUGGUUGAAGGUUUGAACAAUCAGAGAGGUGACUUGAAGCAUAACAAGUCCAUUCUUAUCCUUUGUGCCUCCACUUUACUUAUUUUUGUCGGUACUAUUCUUAGGACGAUUGUGGUAUUCCAAGCAAAGCCCAUUCGGUUGGAUAAGACAGUUACAAAGCCAGUUGUGAUGUAUAUUGUGUGGGGUUUAUUUGAAGUUUUCGUCAAUUUGUUGUACCUUGUAGGUAGAGUUGACUUAAGAUUCUAUAGGCCAGAUAAUUUACCACCUAAAGUCAGGGCCAUCAUCACUGCAGAACAGACAUACUACCCAUCUGAAGAUGAAGAUGAGGAUGAAAGGGCAUCAUUUGAUGAAGACUAUGAAGCUGGCCCUCAAAGUCUAUCCAGCGAUGGCUACAAGUUUAACAAUAAUGUCAGCGGGAGCAAACCACCCUACCCGUACGAGGAAAAGAAAGAAAAGGAUGAUAAUGAAUCCGAGUUUAACUUCUGA